Messenger RNA from Chaetomium fimeti, 490 nucleotides. RefSeq lists its product as uncharacterized. The record is from RefSeq and is a predicted model, not a curated record. The coding region runs from base 212 to 382 and encodes 56 amino acids. The transcript has 2 exons. NCBI's taxonomy places the organism in Eukaryota, Fungi, Ascomycota, Sordariomycetes, Sordariales, Chaetomiaceae.
GUAGGGGGUAAAUAGGUAAAAAUCCCAGACCUACGCAACCCCCAAGUAAUUCAGCGUCCAUUUGUGCCCAAACAGCCCAACGAGAAAGGCCGACGCUCAGAUUCAACCUGAACAGAUUCACCCGAGUCCAACGCAACUUCCACAAAACAACUUCUGUGACAUCCUCAACUUCCACGUCAUCCACCCAGUCCAUAUCAUCUUGAAGUUGAAGAUGGACCCAAACCCGCUCUCGGAUCGCGGAAAGGCGUCGGAGGACCAAUGGAUCAGGGAGAAAGAGAAACAAAUGGCCAAAGACAGAGCCGCAAAGAAGCAGGAGGCAGCUAAGGAUACAACGGCUACCGGCAGCAAGGGACAACAGGAGGCAGGCAAGGAGGAAUCCUGACAGACCCGGGACACGGAUGUCAACUCGUCAAUAGAAUAGAAUAGGGAUGUGAACAAACCUCAGAUUAGUGAAAUCGAGCCAAGCCCGUUGGUCUAUUCUCAUUACUGA